Molecule: messenger RNA, 8620 nt
Organism: Bursaphelenchus okinawaensis
Lineage: Eukaryota; Metazoa; Nematoda; Chromadorea; Rhabditida; Aphelenchoididae
Source: the annotation of a GenBank genome assembly
AUGUCGUCUAGGUAUCCUAUCCAGCUAUUUAUUGUACAAAGGAGAUUUGUCCACGGUAAUUGUAUUUAAUACGUUAGAGUAAACAUUAUUUUGACGAUUCAGCCUUUUAAUCUAAUUACAAAUAAAUACACUUUUAAACAGUAAAUUGCAAUACCUGCUUACGUAGUAAUGUUGUACAUGUUUAGACAGUAAAGGAAGCAAAUUCAUAAAGAUAGGAAAUGUAAAGGUACCAGUAAGGAGAGCAGAGAGAGCCGAAUAUGUACCAAAAGGAUACGGUAAGUGAGACAGUCUUGUUACCUCAAAGACUAGUAAACUAGUACAAUAUAUUUUACUAUAGCAUACUCAAAUGUACUGUUUAGUAACUGAGGGAAAGACAGAAUGGGGCUUACAAGGUUUGAAGUGGCUGUUGAGGAAAGAUGUUCUGAACCAAGAUGUCUUCCUGAUUGGAGUGCCAGGUUCUCUACGAUCAGACCUCGUGUUAAGUUACCUGGAGUUGUCAAAUAGAGAAUUCGAAUAUCUGUCGCUGACUCGAGACACGACAGAAGCUGACAUUAAGCAAAGAAGGGAGAUCCAGAAUGGUACUGCACAGUACACGGAUUUGGUAGGUUUAAAGUAAUCUUUGAGCAAUUAAAUUACAAAAAUGAUUCCUAAAUUAAGAAAUAAGACUGUUGUAGUAUAAUGUUUUUUACAAUGUAAACUGUUGUUUCAGUGCUCAGUACGAGCGGCUUUAAAUGGCAGAGUACUAGUGAUCGAUGGUGUUGAGAAGGCUGAACGUAACGUGCUGCCGAUUCUGAAUAACCUACUCGAGAACAGAGAAAUGCAACUUGAUGAUGGUCGAUUUCUAAUGGAUCCAGUCAAAUUCGACAAACUUUUGCAGGUAGAUAAAGAUAGCUAAUACCAGAUGUGUGAGAUCGUUUUGUUUGAAAUAACAUUCAUAAUUUAGAAGUACAAUCCAGAAGAAAUGACCAAGAUGAAGUUGGAACGGGUAUCAGAAGACUUCCACGUGAUAGCGUUAGGCCUUCCAGUACCGGUCUUCAAAGGACAUUCUCUAGAUCCACCCUUGAGAAGUCGCUUCCAAUGCCUGAAUCUGUCAGGACUGCCAUUUGAAGUCGUGCAACAGAUGUGCUCAUCAGUAUCUCCUAACAUCGACCCAAUAAAGAGGAAUAAUGUGAUUGGAGUUUGCUUUGGGAUCAAUGUACAACAACAAGGUACCAGUUUGGGGCUGCCAAGAGUACCAAUCGACAACAUGGUCAAGGCUUUUGAAGUUUGGGUAAGAAAGACAGUUUUUAGGGAUAAUGUGAUGAGGAAACAGUUGAAAUGUAGUUUACUACAUGCAUUUUUGUAGUAUACUACCUUCAGUUAGCUCUGUCUUACUCAUGUUUGUAAAGUUACUACUGUACUUAUUACUUUGAUCUACAUCUUCUUGCCAAUCACUGUCGUUAACUUGAUCGCGCACUGGCUUUCCUCGUACUGAUCUGUCUCGUACUGACUCUUCUCGUGCUGAAGGUUUGCUGGAUCGUUUUGAGAGGGUACGGUGACUUCUUCUGGCCUUUCUUCUUCUAGAAGUUGAAUUCCUGGAACAGUUGAACACCAGAAGUAGCUGAAUACUCAACAAGUAUAAGAUAAGGUGCAAGGUCAUUGUUGGCACAACCGAUGACCAAAUUAUUCUGUAAAAGAUGGUUUUAAACUAUUUUUGACAGAAUUGAAUAUAACGAUGAGUUUUGUUUUCAAAAAAUUGAAUAGAGAUCUAUCGUUAUCGUUGUAUUUUCAGAAUCUGAAUCCGACGUUAUCUGAAGAAGAAGUGAUCGCUUCUUUCUACCCCAAGAGCAGUAUUCUGAAGCGAGAAACCGAACUGUCAAUAUACAAUCAGUUCCUGGAUGACUUUUCUGUCAAACGAAAUAAGAAACUACCCCCGGCCACAUCAGAAAUGGCAUCAGAAGACAGUACCGUCAAAAUCAACAGAAACAACGAUAAUGUAACCUUCACGGUACCUACAGGCACGGUAACCGAGAAUAUUAAGCACUCACCCUUCGUAUCAACCCCUUAUCACGAAGAUGUCAUGUCGCAUCUGAUGACCUUACACUCCAAAGUGGACUUUUGUCUGUUGGGAGGCAAGGGAACGGGCAAGACAGCGAUCAUCGAGGAGUUCGGCCGACGACUCAACUACCAUUUGGAGACGAUAACUCUCUUCCAGGACAUGAACAGUCGCGAGCUGGUGCAGCAGAGGAAGAUGUUGCCUAACGGCGACACGGUGUGGGAGGACUCUCAGUUGAUCAAGGCUGCCAAGGAAGGCAGUCUGUGUGUGCUGGACGGACUGGAGAAGGUACAUUGGAGCACGGCAGAGGUGCUGGCUCCACUGGUGUUCCACAGGUUCAUUCACUUACCUGACGGCGGCCGGCUGAUCAGCCCUGAGGCAUUUGAGUUGUUGAAGAAGGAAAAUGGGUGGAGCGACAAAGAGUUGAAUCUGAAGUGGGUUGGUGAUAUAAUAUUAACUACAACUUAAAAAAUUAAUUAAUUAUUUCAUAUUUGUUUUUAACCAUGUAAACGAUGGUAUAAUAUUACUUUUAGGGGUGUUUAUGAGAUUUCACCUCGUUUCCGACUGGUCGCUUUGGCCGAUUCCCAAAGUGCUGAUGGAUCAGGUCCGACUUCGAAAUGGCUGAACGACCAGAUACUGAGCUUGUUCUUGUUUAAAUCACUCGAGGUGAUGACACUGGAGGAAGAGAAACACCUCAUAUUAUCCCUUGUGCCAAACUCUAAAGGCGAAACUUCAGAAAAGCUGAUUCAGUUUUCGAAUUACCUGAAGUCAUCAUCUGAUGUGAACGUAAGCAUUUUUAUGUUAUCAGUACGAAAAAAGAAUAAGAGCCCUGCAAGGUGCAAUUCCUAAAAAAAGAUUUGUUCCGACUGCACUGUGCAGAUGGUUAAAAAUCUUGCACGGUGCAGACUUUGUUGGCCUUAUUAUUUAUUGCACAGUGCAUUUCGUGAGAGUUCAACCUUUGCACGGUGCAAUCCUUUUUUGUCAAUUGCACUGUGCGACUUUCUUUUUCUUACGGAGCGACGUUCAAAAGAUGCACCGUGCAAUCAUCGCAAUUCCUUCACUGUGCGAUGUCGCAGGUGUGAUCUCGCUUGCGACACUCAAAAAAUUUGCGAUUUCCUGACAUUUUUUUCAAAAACAUCGCUUUCUCUUUUUUCUUUGAAUGUCGCUAUGGCACUGCCAACUGAGAAAAAUUGAGCGACAUCCGCGACAAGUGCCUGAGCUUUGCGACAUCAAUCUCACUUUUCAUUGUCGCUGUUGAAAAAUCUUGCGACAAGUCUUCGCUUGGCUGUUUGAGAUGCGACAAAACUGUCGCUGUUACCAAAAAACGCCCUUUGGUUUCAUUGAAAUGGUUGCGACAAUAUUUCUGUCGCAGACGGUUUUUGCGACAAACUGCAUCGUGCAAUGUUUUCAAUGUGUUUCUGUUUUUCGGCAAUCGAUUGCAAGGAAUUCUGCACUGUGCAGUUGAAUCGCGACAUUAUUCGAUUUCACUGUGCAGAAGUUUGGUUCUUAUUCUCUGCACGGUGCAGAAGCUUGUCUCCGAAAAGAAGAGGAUUGCACUGUGCAAAGGUUAAGUUGGUGGUUGCACUGUGCAAUGGUUCUUAUCGGCAGGCGUUUUGCACGGUGCAUGGGAUAAAGACGAUUUUGAAGGGACUGCACCGUGCAAAGAUUAUGGUUUUUUUGCACGGUGCAAUCGAUUAAAUGGUUUUAAAGUUUUCUGGCGAUUGCACUGUGCAGGUCUCUGAUUCUUUUUCGAAAAACUUAAAAUUUAAAAAAAGUUAAUUAUGAUUUGUUUAACUUUACAUUGACAACUAUUACUUUUAGUUGCGACACAUUGGGGCGCUGUUGUCGAUGCGACGUAUAAUAUCGAUAAUGAAGCGAAGCGCCCAGAAGCCGGAAGAAGGGUUGUACAAUGUGAUCAACCGGUCGGCGUUGUCAAAGUUUCUUCCGCGACUCACCAAGAGUUCCUUUUUAAAAGCGAUGGACAAGUUUGGCAUAAGUCCAGAAAAUGCGUCAUCCGCGACAAACUCUGGAUGGAAGGAGGAGCUGAAGGCGGGUCAGAAUCCAUCACAUCAUGACUCUAUGAUACCUGACGUCGUCUUCUUUGAUAACACGCAGGUAAUAAGAUUCGGAUGACACUUUUUAUAGAUAUAAGUAUACUUUUUGUAAGUAUAAGUGUCACUUGUUAUAGGUUUAUUGUUGUAGUUAAACGAAACAUAUUGUUUUAGCACAUGAAAAUAAUGGAGGACAUGGCAGUCGACUUCUCUCUGGGAGAACAUAUCUUGUUGAUAGGCAACCAAGGAGUGGGGAAGAACAAGAUUACCGACAGAUUCUUACAACAUAUCCAGCGACCGCGACAAUACAUGCAGCUACAUAGGUAUGACAAUGUAUUAUUUGGCGAUAUUGUAUAUAUGCCAUUCCUUUUUUAUGUUAUAUAUAACGUUUUUAUGACAUUUAUAUCUUGUAACUGGCAUUUUAGAGAUACGACUGUGCAAAGUCUUACCGUGCAAUCUACCGUAGCCGAAGGGAAACUUCUGUUUGAGGAUUCUCCAUUGGUAAAAGCGGUCAAAGAUGGUCUAGUGUUGGUGGUGGAUGAGGCUGACAAAGCCCCAUUACAUGUGAUCGCCGUCCUGAAGUCACUUCUGGAUUCUGGGUAUCUGUAUCUGGCUGACGGCCGACGGAUUCAGCCUCCAGGAGCAGAACACUUACCUGACAACAAGUCUAUCACCAUUCACUCUGACUUCAGGAUCAUAAUGUUGGCCAAUCGACCAGGCUUUCCUUUCUUGGGGAACGAUCUGUUCAACGUUCUCGGCGAUCUGUUUGCUGUUCACGUCGUCGACAAUCCAGACCCACAUUCAGAAGCCGAGAUGCUGAAGCAGUACGGACCUGGUGAGUACCAGAGUUAUCACUUUAUACUUGAAGUUACAGUAUUUGCUACAGUAUACUUGAUUUCACAGUUGUUUCUGUAUAUUUGAGUUUGACAUUACCAUUUCAGAAGUGAAACAAGAAACGAUUGACCUUCUAGUGUCAGUCUUUGGCAAACUUCGUCGUAUGUCAGAUGAAGGUCAACUCAACUAUCCAUACUCGACUCGAGAGCUGGUUAAUAUCGUCAGACAUGUCAACCAAUUCCCAGACGAUCCUCUGAUAGAAGUGGUCAGAAACGUAUUCGACUUCGACGCCUACUCCAAGGAUACUGUAGGCACAAUCGAGACCGUAUUCCGCGCACAUGGCAUUCCUUUAGGUACGAAGACUAAGUAGAUCUAUGUUAAUAUCAAGGUGUAGUACUGGUUUGUUUCCUAUUUAUACUUUUUACUUUAGUAUUGUAGAGUAUGUUGUUGUUGAAUAAACCUUAAUCCAACUACUUGUAGGCUUGAUUGACCGCGAAUUGCCUGUCCAUCUGGCCAAACGAUACCCCUUGCCAGAAGCCACGCCCUUAGGCAGUUGGGGAGUUCGGAACAAUGUUGUUCCACACAAAGUACAGAUGAGCGACACUAGGAUCACCACUUCUGUAUGCCUUUUCUAUUUUAAGUUGGUCAAAAAGUUUUUAGAACUUUUUAAAAUACGACUUCUUUUUGAUAAAAUUUUGAUUAUUCUAUGAACUUUUUGUCCAAAGUAGUAAUCCUAAUUUGAUAGAAAUUUAAAAACCUUAAAUAAAACCAAAUUUAGCAAUCACAAGCCUGGGGCGACGCCCACAACGACCUUUUAAUACAGUACACCCGAGCCUACGGUUUCAGCGAGCAAAGCCAAAUGUGGCAGUUGGAGAUGGAGGACGGAGCUAUGGUAUCUGACGUCCUGAAUCAAGGACAACGAACCGUCGUAGCUGGUGUGAAUUCUCCAACUCUAUUCGUCAUGCAACAUCCAAAACAGUCACAUGCUAUCAAGAUACCGAUAUCGUCGUAUCUACCACGCCUUUUCGGCAACUACAGACCUCGCCUGACUAUGGCCAGGUUCGGGUCGAAUGAAAUACUGGUUCAUGAGGAAAUGGUAGGUCGAAAGUUUCUUAAAGCUUUGUAUACUUGUUUGUUUGAAGAUGUUUUCUUUAUCUGUUUAUGGCGUUGUUUCAGAGCAAUACCUUGUUGAAAGUCAACUUCAUUGACAAUGUUAUCGAACAAGUAGAGCUGGAGGACGAGAACAGAUUCGUCAAGUUGUUCACCAACAAAAGUAAGUCAAUGUUAUCUAAUUGAACCUCUAACUUUUUAAAAUUGGUUAUUAAUAUGUUACGGUGACUGUUACAGUAGCCAUGGACGGAAAUCAUUGGAAAUUAAUCAGCGUGUCAGAUACGGUAGCUUUACUGUACGAUCGUAUGGGCAACACUUUGAUUAAACUGGAUUCCAAAACGAAUUCGAAGAUAACUCUGACAUUGCCAGAAGACACGGCCAUAAACAAUAUCAUACCAGUCAAUGAAAACCGGCUUCUGGUACUCGGAAAUGACAAGUAAGGCCUCUUUUAUCAACUAUUGUUAUGAAAACACUACAUGACUUGAAUGUAUAGUAAUUUAAAGAUCAAAAUUAGCCGAGAUUGAGAGAACGAUGACUAUUACCAUUCCUAAAGUUUGUAAGAGAUACGUUAUACGAUUAAACUUCCAAAUUUAGACAAAAGCUGUUGACAAUGGAUAAAGAACAGUCAUUUUUGAGAGAGUUAGACGUAGAUAACGCCAUACCAUUAGAAAUUGACAAUGGUACAUCACUUGGUAUGUCACAAGCCGUAUCUUCAGAAGAUGGUGCUGAGUUCAACUGUCCUAACUUCUUAAUGGCUAAUGAAGACUACUACUACUUGAAGUCGUCUAUGUUCCCUGAAAUGUUUGUAAGUCUACUAUUCGUCAUUUUCAGUAGAUAUUAUACCUAAAAUAUAAACUUGUAAAGACAAUAUCAAUUCUUUUUCAGGAGCCUGGACAAGUUGUAGCUGUGAAACGAACUGACGAUGAGGACACAGUACAACAACCUCCAUAUUACUACAGUCCUGAGACCAAAGACCUAAACCAUCCCUUCAAGAAUACCGUAACCUUCAACAAUGGCAUCGUCGUGCGGUCACUGCCUAACUGGAAGACCCCUGCCAGUUCAUGGCCAGAUGGCGCUCAAACUGGUCAGAUCUGUGGGUUCUUGGAAGUAAUCGACACCAAAAACAACUCAAGGUACCACAUCCCUGUACCCGCUCCUGUUCAGAUGACCUACUACAACACAUGGGCUCAGUCCUUGUCGCCAGUGCCAUUUGUAAUGUGUAAAGGAUCAGACGAGAACUCUCUGUACACCUGUGAUCUUUCUGGAGGUACCAGAAAGUGGGAAAUCGACCAGACAGCCUUGUUUGAAUCCUACAAUAACUGGAGACGCAGUCUAGGUUUAGACCGAGCUGAUGAGAGGGUGGAAAUCACCAGAGAUGACGAUGACUUCGACCUCGGAAAGCUAGAUGAACCCAAGUUUGGUAAAGUAGAUCCCAAGAACACUCCACAUGCUGGAGGUAACACGUGGGCAGGAGGUACAGGAGGCUACAACACGGCUGGUCUUGGAGGUAUAGGUGGUCCGUUCAGACUGGAUGCUGGACACGAUGUGAAACAGAUGAGCGACAAAGCCAAGAGUCAAGUGCCAGAGGAGAUCAAGAAGAAAGCACGAGCAAUUGCCAAGAAAGAGUACCAGAAACGACUCAAAGAUAUCGAGAUGAGUGAGCACGAUGCUAAACAGUACGAUGCGCUACACGCGAAGAUUGAAAAAGAAGUCAAUUCUCUGAGGAAUGUGAUUGAAUCUUUGGAAGCGAGGGAAAAGGAAAGACAAUGGGCCAAGAAUCAGACCGUCGGAGACCUGGACGACGCCAAAUUGAUCGAAGGCAUCGCGGGAGAAAAAAACAUCUACAGGUAAGCCAUGCUGCGGAAUAACAAAACAAUUUGUACAAAUGUUUCUGUACUUCUUACUGAAAUAUUUAAAUUUCAGAAAACGAGUAGAACAAGUCCCAGAGCCAGGUACGGUAAUCACCAAACCCAAAAGAGUUCAGCUACUGGUCGAUGUUUCUGGCUCUAUGUACAGAUUCAAUGGCCACGAUCAGCGUCUGAAAAAGUCGUUAGAGACUAGUUUGUUGGUAAUGGAAGCUUUGGAAGGGAAGAAGGACAAGAUAAAGUAUGACAUCGUAGGACAUUCUGGAGAUUCCCCAGAAGUCGUCUUCACAACGGCUUCGAAUCCGCCAGAUAACGAGAAGGCCAAGAUGGACGUGCUUAAGAAAAUGCUCGCACAUUCCCAGGUAGGUGUACAUUUAGGUAAUCAUGACAAAAUACCUUUUCAGUUCUGCUUCAGCGGAGACUACACAUUAGAAGCGAUCGAAAUGGCAGCACACAAGUUGGCUAAGGAAUCAGAAGUCGACGAACGAUUCGUGAUAGCCUUAUCUGACGCGAAUCUAAAUCGCUACGGAAUCAAGCCAGAACAUUUAGCUAGAGUUUUAGAAUUGGAAGACAACGUCCAUUGUUUCUUGAUUUUGAUUGGAUCUUUGGGACCUCAGGCGGCCGAAAUCAAACGAAAAAUGCCUCCGGGUAAAGCAUUUGUGAUCAAAAACACUUCCGAAUUGCCUCAGAUCAUGAAAGACAUAUUCUCUUCGACGUUGUUGUAG